GAGAGAGAGAGAGAGAGAAGGAAGGAGAGUGUGUGCAUACUGCAUACAUGUCUUGCAUUGUGCACAGGCAGCCUUGAUUCCUUUGGUAAAGGAUCUUCGAUACUGGGAAGAACAUCUCUUGCGUAUCCAGUCUGUUUCCCAGCAAUGCAGAUUUGCAAGGGAGAUUUCAUUAGGGAUGUCUGUGUCUGCAGAGGCAGCUGUUGGCCGGUCUGUCGUUGGAUCUCCGGCUGCCUUUCCUGGUGGAUUUGACGAUUAUUAUGAUUUUAUUAGUUUUUAUUGGUGAAUCGGUUCUUCUUUAAUGAGCGUGUUUGUGUCCUGCUGCGUGAUGUACGCGGGACGAGGCUGCACUGCGGGGUCUUCGUCCAGCCCUCGUCUCCUCUCCAAGUCUCUCUCCCUCGAACCCAGCUCCUGUCUGGUGGGCAGGCAGACCCCCCACCGGCUCUGCUCGGACCCAGGGCCACUGAUCCCCCAAGACUGCAACGGGACGAGCAAGCACAACCCCCCCGCGCCCCCCAAACAGAGACCCCACACAGCGGGACCCAAACCUCAAGUGCCACCGAAGCCCCCUCACCUGCGGAGUGGGCGUCGCCCGAAAGGGGCGGGGCAGCACAAUCCCCCACCCCCGUCCCGCCCCCUGCCUGCGGAUCCUCGGGGGGACCGGGGGACCCUCGCCCGAACUGAAGGGGGCGUCACUCCUUCCUGCGUGCUGCCACUCAUCGAGAAGUUUGAGAGGGAGCAGAUUAUUCUCGUCCCUGACACCAGUGGAGUCUCACUGGGUCUGAUCAGAGUCUCGGAACCAGAACUGGACCUGAUCUCAACCCCCGACGGGGACCGGACAGAAAAACAGGGGGCAGAAGAAAGAGGAGGAGGAGGAGAGGGAGAGGGAGAAAGAGAAAGAAGGACAGAAAUGGGAGAAGGGGAGGAGAGCCCAAGCCUGGCCAGGGAUCCCCAAGAGGAAGCUUGCCGGCCAUCAGAAUCGGGCUACGCCCCGUCCGAUAGGCUCCUGGACCCCCUGGAAAUGAGGGACCUGCCGGCCAACCAAUCGGGUUGCUGCUCCGAGCGUCUGGCCCCGCCCCCUUCCAGCCUGAGCGACGGCAAGCUGGCCAGUCGGGACAGCGGGAUUGACAGCAUCAGCUCUCCAUCGCACAGCGAGGACCUGUGUUUCGCAGGAGAGGAGGACAGGGGGGCAGGGGAGAGGGAGAGACCACACCCCUCCCGCCCCGCCCACAGGGAGGAGAGGGGCGGAGACUCGGAGGGGGACAGUGAUUUGGGGGAGGGGAGCGGAGACGAGGAAAGCAGCGAGACCCCGAGUCAGAGCCAGUCGGAGGAGAUGCAAGCUGUACCCCCCAAAACAGAGAGACAGGAUUCUUCAGAGUUUUCGGCUCAGCAGAAAGUGUUCAAUAUUGCGAGCGAGCUCCUGCACACAGAGAAGGCCUACGUAUCCAGACUGCACCUCCUGGACCAGGUGUUCUGUGCCCAGCUCCUUGAGGAGUCUCGCUGUCACAGUUCUUUUCCCUCUGAGGUUGUCAUGAGGAUCUUCUCCAACAUCUGCUCCAUCCACUGCUUCCAUCAGCAGUUCCUGUUGCCCGAACUCGAGAAACGCAUGCAGGAGUGGGACUCGAACCCGCGGAUCGGGGACAUCCUGCAGAAGCUGGCCCCCUUUCUGAAGAUGUACGGGGAGUAUGUGAAGAAUUUCGACCGCGCCAUGGAGCUGGUCAACUCCUGGAUGGACCGGUCAGCGCAGUUCAAAGGGAUCAUCCACAAGAUCCAGAAGCAGGAGGUGUGUGGGAACCUGACCCUGCAGCACCACAUGCUGGAGCCCGUGCAGAGGAUCCCGCGCUACGAGCUGCUGCUCAAGGACUACCUGAACAAGCUGCCCCCCGAGGCCUCCGACAGCAAGGACGCCCAGAAGUCUCUGGAGCUGAUUGCCACGGCUGCAGAACACUCCAACGCUGCCAUUCGCAAGAUGGAGCGAAUGCACAAGCUCUUGAAAGUCUACGAGCUGCUGGGCGGGGAGGAGGACAUUGUGAACCCCACAAACGAGCUCAUUAAAGAGGGACACAUCCUGAAACUCUCAGCCAAGAACGGGACCACGCAGGACAGAUACCUAAUCCUGUUCAACGACAGGCUGCUGUACUGCGUUCCCAAGCUGUGCUUGAUCGGGCAGAAAUUCAGCGUCCGAGCAAGGAUAGACGUGGACAGGAUGGAGUUGAAAGAGACGAGCGGUGUUAACAUCUCCCGGACGUUCCUGGUUUCCGGGAAGCAGAGAUCCCUGGAGCUACAAUCCAGGACUGAAGAAGAGAAGAAAGACUGGGUUCAGGCAAUUCAGACCACCAUUCAGAAGCAUGAGCAGACACGAGAAACUUUUAAACUGCUCAACAUGUCUUUUAGAGAAGAGGACUACACCCCCCCUAACUCACCAAACACAGAUCUCGGGCGCAGGGCCCCCACGCCCAUUCGAGAGAAGGAGGUCACCCUCUGCAUGACGUGUCAGGAGUCCUUCAACUCCAUCACCAAGAGGAGGCAUCAUUGCAAAGCCUGCGGACAUGUGGUGUGUGGGAGGUGCUCCGAGUUCCGUGCCAGGCUGCUGUACGAUAACAACCGUCCGAACCGCGUGUGCGUGGACUGCUACACCGCGCUGCACGGGGCCCCGCCCACUCCGGGCUGCCCCGCCCACGCCCCGCCCACGAGACGGCGCUCAAUACUGGAGAAGCAGGCCUCAGUCGUGGCUGAGAACAGCGUGGUCUGCAGCUACAUGCACUUCAUGGAGAAGGGGGCGGGGCGUGGCUGGCAGAAAGCGUGGUUCGUGGUCCCAGAGAACGAGCCGCUGGUUCUGUACAUCUACGGAGCUCCGCAGGACGUGAAGGCUCAGCGCAGUGUUCCUCUGAUCGGGUUCGAAGUCUUGGUCCCGGAUGCUUCCGAUAAACUGGAGCGGCGCUCCGCCUUCAAGAUCAGCCAGAGUCACCUGACCCUCUACUUCAGCGCGGAGGGGGAGGGGCUACAACGCCGCUGGAUGGAGGUUCUGAGCAGGGCGGGGCAGGGGGAGGAGCCGACAGGAGGCCACGCCUCCAUCUCCAAGGCAGAGGAGGAAGGGGAGGGGUCAGCGGGUGAGAACACGUGAUCUCGGAGCAGCUUUCAAUUUUACAAAGCUCAAGAAAUUCCAAGACUUUAGAAUAUGCGUGGAGCACAGAUUAUUAUUUAUUGAGAGAGAGAGAGAGAGAGAGAGAGAGAGAGAGAGAGAGAGAGAGAGAGAGAGAGAGAGAGAGAGAGAGAGACUCGUACAGUCCACCAUAGCUCAAAGACUAGACUUUCUAACAAGCCUGAGAUUGGAAUAUUAAUAUAUUUUAUCUUGGCACCCCUUUUGAAAGUUACCAGGGUAAAUUUGCACGUAAUUUUGCAGUUUACCUCCAUGUUUAUGUCCUGCAUUUACCAUAGUUUACCAUGCUUUACCACACCUCUCUGUGCUUUACAAUGCUUUCCUA
Acipenser ruthenus (sterlet) is the source of this 3482-nucleotide messenger RNA. RefSeq names its product FYVE, RhoGEF and PH domain-containing protein 1-like. The record is from RefSeq and is a predicted model, not a curated record. NCBI's taxonomy places the organism in Eukaryota, Metazoa, Chordata, Actinopteri, Acipenseriformes, Acipenseridae. The transcript has 18 exons. Gene Ontology annotation, biological process: cytoskeleton organization; filopodium assembly. Gene Ontology annotation, cellular component: cytoplasm. Gene Ontology annotation, molecular function: metal ion binding; guanyl-nucleotide exchange factor activity. The coding region runs from base 299 to 3121 and encodes 940 amino acids.